AUGGCUGGAGAAGUACCUUUGGAGAUCUUGCAAAAUUUGCAGCAGCAAAUUCAGGAGAUGAGGGCGGAAAUCGCAACAAUGAGGGCAGAACAAGCAAAUAGAGUAGGAGGUCACUCUGACCGCUCUGUCAAUGUAGAGACAUAUCACUCAGACACCGGGGAGCGACCUCCCACCGAAGGUGAGGGGCGACAAGAACACCAUAAUCCUGUUCCUAGUGAGGGAGUUGGAGGAGUUAAUGGACGGGGGGCAGGCAGAGGUGAUGGAAGACCGGUGAGUAGGGCCGGGAGUAGAAGCGGAGGGCGAGGAAGAGGUCGGGGCAAUGGGAGAGGUGACCCUCAUCGCCGGGAGGAGAGGCAACGAAACGAAGAGCAAAAUCCUGCAUAUGGCGAUCAAGCUGAGGGAUUACACCCUUUCACGCCAAGGGUAAUGCAGGCAAUCAUACCAGAAAACAAAGUGCUGCCAUCAAUGGAGAGGUAUGGAGGUUCAUCUGACCCUAUUAAGCAUUUACGAUCUUUCGUAGAUGCCAUGGCGGUAUAUUCGUCCGACGAACUGGUAUGGUGUAGAGUUUUCUCUCUUUCACUAAAAGAAGAAGCAUUAGAUUGGUUCCAUUCAUUACAACCUGGAACCAUUGACAACUUCGUCGAACUGCGCCAGCUAUUUACUCAGCAGUAUGCCUCGAGUAAGACGCCUGGUGUGACCUACAUGGCCCUAGUAAGAAUGAAGCAAGGACGAGAGGAGUCCCUCAAACUUUUUAUGGAUCGGUUCAAUCGUACCGCCCGGCAGGUACAGAAUGCCGAUCAGCGAUUGGUGGUGAGUGCUUUGACCACUGCAUUGCGGCCUGGUCCGUUUUGUGACUACCUCCACACAGAAGAGCCCCAAAGCAUGGACGAGUUACAAAACAAAUUGGCCAGUUUUAUUCGUAUAGAAGAAGGGAGAGCCCAUCAACGUGGAAGAGAGGAAGGGGAAUCAAUGCCCCGCCCGGCCAGAGUGAGAUCGGGACCACAGUCCGGGGGGAAUGACAGGAGAGGAGGCUAUAGAGGCAAAGAACACAACCAAAUGCAAGUCCUGGAAGAGGCAUUGAGGGCCGACCUGCUAACAGUGGUACAAAUACCUACACCUAGAGGAGCUGAUGAAAGCAAAUAUUGUCGGUAUCAUCAAAAUCGGGGCCACACAACUGAAGAUUGUCAUACAUUGAAGGAUAAAUUGGAAUCUUUGGUUCAAGCAGGACAUCUUCAGAAGUUCGUCCACAGGGGAAUAGCACCCACCAGACCCGAUCGGACCUCAUUGCAGCCAGAAUCCCGAAAAAAGACCCGGCCGAGAAUUGAUCGGAGUAGAAGCAGAAGCACUGACCGAACGGUCAGAGGAGUAAUCAAUACUAUAUCUGGAGGGUUUGCAGGAGGUGGAUCGACGUCAGCCGCCCGCAAAAGACACUUAAGAAACUUGCACAGCUCCCACCGAACAGACACCUCAAAAAGAGCUAUGCCCACCAUCACUUUUUCUGAUAACGAUUUCCAUGCACCCGACUUAGAGCAAGAUGACCCGAUGGUGAUAACAGCAAUGAUCGCCAGGUACAGGGUGAGUAAAGUCUUAAUAGAUCAAGGUAGUUCGGCCAACAUAUUAUAUUGGAAGACCUUCAAGCAAAUGGACAUAUCGGAAGAUGCAAUUUUGCCUUUCAAUGAGCAAAUUGUAGGAUUUGCGGGAGAGAGAGUAGAUACGAGGGGGUAUGUCGAUCUGAGGACCAGCUUGGGAGCCGACAGGGACGCUAAAGAGAUGACGGUUCGGUUCCUGCUAGUAGAGGCCGACACGUCUUAUAAUGUUCUAUUGGGAAGACCGUGCUUAAACAUGUUCGGGGCUAUUGUCUCAACUCCACACUUAACUUUGAAAUAUCCCACUGAUGAUGGAAAGGUUGCCACCGUUCGGGCCGAUCAGAAGAUGGCACGCGAAUGUUACGCUGCAGGGUUGAAGGUCAAGCCCAGAAGUAUUACUUUCUCAGGCCACCGAUCAGAGGUCGCUAUGAUGGAAUUAGACCCUCGAACGCAAUUUGACGAUCGGGUUGAACCCUUGGGGGAUACACGUCCUGUUGUUAUUGGACAGCAGGAGGAUCAGUGUACCACCAUAGGACGCAAUCUUACAACCGAUCAGGUGACAUUAAUAGAAGAGCUAUUGCUGAAAAACAGAGAUUUGUUUGCAUGGCAAGCAGCCGACAUGCCAGGUAUUCAUCCUGAUAUAAUAUCUCAUAAAUUGUCACUAUUCAAGGAUGCCCGACCGGUUGCCCAAAGAAAGCGGAGGUUAGGCAACGAGAAAAGAAGAGCGGUAGAGGAGGAAGUAACAAAGUUAUUGGAAGCCGGUUUCAUACGAGAAGUUAAGUAUACCACAUGGUUGUCGAAUGUGGUGAUGGUGAAGAAGCCGAGCGGUAAGUGGAGAAUGUGCACAGAUUUUACCGACCUUAAUAAAGCAUGCCCGAAAGACACAUAUCCCCUUCCAAGCAUUGAUGGCUUGGUAGACGGAGUCUCCGGAUACGAAAUCUUAAGUUUUUUAGAUGCUUAUUCGGGAUAUAAUCAAAUCCCCAUGUAUCAACCCGAUCGGGAUAAAACGGCUUUCAUAACAGAACGUUCCAAUUACUGUUAUGAGGUCAUGCCGUUCGGCCUAAAAAAUGCAGGAGCGACAUAUCAACGACUCAUGGAUAAAGUCUUUCAACGUCAGAUAGGCAGGUGUAUGGAAGUAUAUGUGGACGACAUGGUAGUGAGAAGCCGAUCGGUGGAGGAGCACUUGCGGGAUUUAGCCGAAGUCUUGGAUCAGGUGAGGAAGUUCGGGAUGAGGUUAAAUCCUCUUAAAUGUACAUUUGGAGUGUCUGCAGGAAAAUUUUUAGGUUUCAUGCUUACUUCACGAGGCAUCGAGGCCAAUCCGGAUAAGUGUCGGGCUAUUUUGGAGAUGAGAAGUCCAAGUAGUUUGAAGGAAGUCCAACGGUUGGUCGGGAGACUUACAUCGUUAUCCCGAUUCAUACCCAAAUUAGCUGAUCGAAUUCAACCGAUUUUAAAACUAAUGAAGAAACAAAAGCAAGUAGAGUGGAACGAUCGGUGUGAAGCGGCAUUUGACGAAGUCAAGCAAAUUCUCUCUAACCCUCCGGUUAUGAGACGCCCAGAUUAUGGCUGUGACUUGCACCUAUUCUUGGCGGUUGGUGAAGAAGCGGUCAGCGCAGCAUUAGUGCAAGAAGUUCCUGAGUUUCGUCCAGUUUAUUUCAUCAGUCGGGUACUGAAGGAACCUGAAACUAGAUAUCAGCAACUGGAGAAGAUAGUCCUAGCACUUGUGAUAGCCACUCGAAGGCUCCGUCCCUAUUUACAGGGAAAUCAGGUAAUUGUUCGAACGGAUUAUCCUAUUUCAAAAAUUCUACGUAAACUUGACCUAGCAGGUAGGAUGAUCGGUUGGUUCAUUGAACUCUCUGAGUUCGGUUUGAGAUACGAACCACGAGGAUCAAUUAAGGGCCAGCACUUGGCUGAUUUCGUGGCCGAGUUACCAGGACGAUCGUCACAUUGUUAUUCAUGGGUAUUAUACGUGGAUGGAUCGUCCAGUCUUAAAGGAGGUGGAGCGGGUGUUGUAUUAGAAGGACCGGACGGUAUAGUUGUCGAACAGGCCUUGAUCUUUCGGUUUAAGGCCAGCAAUAACCAAGCCGAGUCUGAGGCCUUAAUAGCUGGCCUUGAGCUAGCACGAGAUUUAGGGGUUAAAGUGCUUUGUUGCAAAAUGGAUUCACAGCUGGUAGCAGGUCACAUGAACGGAACCUUCCAAAUUAAAGAUGAUCAAUUGCUCAAAUAUUUCCACAGAGCCAAGCAACUAUUCGCACACUUUGACAGCAUCGAGGUGAAUCAUAUUCCCAGAAGUGAAAACCAAAGAGCCGACCGGCUAUCGAAGUUGUCCACUGGUAAGGAGAAAGGUCAACUGUCUUCAUUGGUCCGGCAGAUAAUUUUCAAGCCAGCAGUUGAAUGCUUACAAGUUUAUUCCACCGCCGAACGGGACGAUUGGAGAAGAGAGAUCGUAAGGCUAAUCCAGCAGCAAGAGGCAGGAACAACCCUCCGAACGGAGGAAUCAAAACAGGUUGCAAGGUAUGUCAUGGUGGGGGAAGAGCUAUACCGAAGAGGGUAUGUCACUCCAAUGUUGAAGUGCGUGUCCAAAGAUGAAUCCGAAUAUGUUAUGCAAGAGCUGCAUGAAGGAAUAUGUGGUAGGCAUGGCGGCGGCCGUUCAUUAAGGGCCCGAGCUUUGCGAGCAGGAUUUUAUUGGCCAACAAUGGAGAAGGAUUGUCAGGCCUUUGUCGUCAAAUGUUUGGCUUGUCAAAAACAUGGGAACAUCAUUCACACACAAGCAGCAGCGCUAUCGGCCAUAGUAUCUCCAUGGCCCUAUGCUCAGUGGGGAAUGGACAUAGUAGGGUCAUUUCCAACCGGUCGUUCCCAGUUCAAAUUUCUCUUAGUCGCAAUUGACUAUUUUACUAAAUGGGUGGAAGCUGAGCCUCUGGCUAAAAUAUCAGCUUCUCAAGUGCAAAAGUUUGUGUGGAGACUAAUAUGUCGAUUCGGUCUGCCCAAGCACAUCAUCACCGAUAACGGUCGGUAG
Molecule: messenger RNA, 4599 nt
Organism: Vigna radiata var. radiata (mung bean)
Lineage: Eukaryota; Viridiplantae; Streptophyta; Magnoliopsida; Fabales; Fabaceae
Exons: 2
Coding region: 1-4599 (1532 amino acids)
Biological process (GO): DNA integration
Molecular function (GO): RNA-DNA hybrid ribonuclease activity; nucleic acid binding
Source: RefSeq, a predicted model, not a curated record